This is a messenger RNA of Ostrea edulis (European flat oyster), 3744 nucleotides long. RefSeq names its product slowpoke-binding protein-like. Lineage: Eukaryota; Metazoa; Mollusca; Bivalvia; Ostreida; Ostreidae. Gene Ontology annotation, molecular function: actin binding. The transcript has 14 exons. The record is from RefSeq and is a predicted model, not a curated record. Bases 148 to 1596 code for a protein of 482 amino acids.
UUAAUUGCUCAAUUAGAAAUGUGAGAUACUUUCCCCCCAUAAAAAAUAUGAUUUUUAAUUCGGACUCGGAAUGUACACUUUGGCCUUCGCAAAUCAUGUGAUUUGUAUUUUGACAGACGACGAAAAGCCUUUAAAGGCCAUGCAAGAAUGUCUGGUUUCUUUCAGUAUCUGGAGGAUCACAUUUAUAUCCCGAUCUUGGUUGGAAUCUUCCUCUUGUCACUGGUUUUUAUCCUGAUUUGGUUUUGCUGUAGAAAAAGGGACAGGUACUUGUACCAGCCACUGAACAACCCAGAUGUUGCGUUGUAUGAUCGAAUGUACAACAAUCAGAAGAAGGCGGAGGAAAAAGUACAAGAUGCAGCUUGGAUGAAUGCUCAAUAUUACCUAAGAUCUCAUUCACAAUUCAGCAAGCUUGAACAACUCAAUCAGCUAGGAAGUAGAUCUGAGAAGCAUUGGUUCCGCGUCAGCGAUCAGAGACAAAAAUUGGAGUGCCUCCUGAACACGUUUCCACGGCCCGAUAAAUGUCUAUUGGAGUUUGACCUCAAAACAAGGAAGAUGCUAAAGGACCUGUUUGACCUCCUCAGGCACCCUUACAUAUUUCCCAUGACAAGGUUUGACUAUGUAAUGGAUCAGAAUUUCGUGGUUAUCAUUCAGCCAGUCUCUGCCAAAGGAUCACUAAAAGAUGUUAUAUAUCAUAGUCGUUACAACACCCCGUGGUAUGAGAAGUAUCGAUUUAGGAGUCGUGGCCUGGGACUACAACAAGUGGCUGUGUAUGGGAAACAGAUUCUAGAGGGUUUAUUGUACAUGGAAGACAAAGAGUUCCCUCCCCACGGCCAUCUGCACACAGGGAACAUCAUGUUUGACAGCGGGGUCUGCAAAAUAGCAGGCUACGAGAAUGUUUUCCUCGGUUUGAAGUCCAGACUUUCUGUGAUGGCCAGGAAGAAAUUGAAAGAACAACCGGAGGCGAUUGAUGUCCUAUCAUUUGGGCAUGUGUUGUAUGAAAUGUGUGCAGGAACAGAACUGGACACUGUCCAUCCGGAACCUCGUCAUCUCAGCGUCAUUAACAAUGCUGCUGUUGUAUCGGUGCUGAAUUCUAUUUUUGGUGUGGACACUGGAGGAAAAUACCCAUCAAUCAAACAGGUGUAUGAGCUGAGCUUCUUCCGGGAGAUAAACUUAGGGGAGAUGAGUAGAUUCAAUCCUGCAAAGAUUCAUUUAUCCAAAGACAUGAAAAAAGCCAUAAAAAUUGUGAACUCGGGCAAACCACAAAAAAAAAAAUUAAAGAGAACAACCUCCUCGGCUAGAAUGGAACGAACAGACUCACGAUCCGUGCUGCACGGUGGUGGAUCCAAACCUCCUUCUCCACCCCCUCCGGGUGGGCCCCCAGUGGGGAUCCCACCUCCACCAGCUCCUCCACCCCCCACCAGCCCAGGCGGGCCUCCACCAGCUCCACAAGCACCACCACCAGCACCACCCGCCCCACCACCUCCUUCAGCUUCCUCUGGCAGUUCAAACGGGAGGUCAGCCCUGCUUGGUGAUAUUAGGACAGGGAUGAAACUGAAGAAAGCGGUAACCAACGACAGGAGUGCUCCUAAGGUGUGAGGUCAAGGUCGUGUGACAAAGGUCAACAACUCAAGGCCAAUCAGAUGUUAGUCAUCCAGUCUUCCCUUGUUGCCUCUGUGUAUUUGGAGUAUUUUAUUAAGUCUGUUCUCUGACAUUGAUAUUGAGAGAAACAAUGAUGAGCAUGUGUAUAUUGUCUCAUUUCAUAAUUAUGACAUUGUAAAUUUCAGGGUCAUUAGCUAUCAAUUUAGAAACAAGAAAUACAUGUAAGUUAAAAACACUGAAGUUGGGGCCACAAUGUUCAUCUUUAUUCACACUGAGAUUAUAUAACGCAGAUUUCUCUUAGACUUGGACAAACAAUACAGUGGAUUUAAGCAAUAUUCAACUUUUAGUGACUUUGUUGCACAUGUUGAAGCAAGAACGCCAAUUCAUGGUUGUGUUGAUUAUGAAAAUGUCAUAUAUAGAAGAAGUGCUUUAUCAUGAUAACACUGAAUAGUGCAUCAAAUUUUACUGCACCAAAUUUUAAAUAUACAAAUUAAGUUAAGAAUACAUACAGUGUUAUGAAUAUCUAAUAUACGUGUUUUAUAUGGUCAUACAACAUUGUGAUUUUAAUUGUUCUUAUUUAGCUCACCUGAGUGUUUUCUGAUUGAAAUCAUCCAUCUGUCUGUAAACUUUUAUGAAUCACAUAUUUUACUUCUUUUCAAGAACCACUUGGCCAAUUUCUACCAAACUUGAUGUAAAGCCUUCUUGUGUUGAAGGAAUGCCUGUUUUCAAGGAAGAUAAUUUUUUUAAAAAAUGAUGAAAAUGGAAUGAAGUGUUUAAAUAUCCUCAUUCUCAAGAACCACUAAACCAGAAAAGCAAAAACUUGCAUUGAAAUUUCUUUUUAGAAUGAAGAUUCAAUUCUAUUCAAACCAUGAUCCUUGAAGCCAGGUCUCUAAAAUUGUUCAUAGGAAUAUAUAGGACAAGUCUUUUUUAAGAUAUUCUCCAGAACCAUCAGAGUUUGUACAUGUAAGCAUCCCUCUAUAGUGUGGAUUAAGGUUGUUCGCUCCAUGCCCUCAGGGUCUUGGUGGGGUCACCAAAGGGGUAUACAAUUUUACACAAGAGUAGAAAACAAAAUCCUCAAAAAUCAUCUCAAGAACUAUAAGAUUCUUUUGAAAACCACUAGACUACAAUAUGUCAAAUUGAUGUGCAAGAAUUCUCAGUCAUGUAAAAUUUAUGAAAGUUUGCUUACACCCUGCCCCCUGUGGCCUGGGGGGAGUUGUUAACAAUGCAUGUUUUGCUUGAUACAGUGAAACACAUGCAGUUAUAGUGAACCACCAGGGCCAGUGAAAAAUGGUUCAUUAUAACCAAACUUCAUUAUACCCAACAACAUUGAAUUUUUUACCUGAUACAGUGAAACACGGUUAUAGUGAACCACCAAGUCCAGUGAAAAAUGGUUCAUUAUAACCAAACUUCGUUAUACCCAACAACAUUGAAUUUUUUAACUGAUACAUGGGAAAAUGUAACUGCAUGCCCAGGUGAGUGAUGUGACCCACGUGUCUCUUUUUUCUGCUCAAUGUUACCCAGUGCAAUAUUUUUAUGUUGUUGUUAUAUGUCAUUUGGAGGAUAUUUUCCCAGUUGUGAUUUACACAUUUGUGAACAGUUUGAGGAUAUUAUUUAAUUCUCUGUUUAUUAGGUUGUAAUUAGUUUUGACCUGUAUUAAAGAUAACUGAUGUUAUCAUUAUCAUCUAUGAUGUCAUAAUCAUCAUUCGGUGACAUCAUCAUUUUUGUUAUGCAAUUCAUUUUCAUUUUAUGACUACCAAUGUGUAUUUGCUUGAAUGAAUUUAGAAUUCGCUUCACGGGUUAUUCAAAGUCACUUACAUUUCGUAAGGUUUCAUUUCAUUUUUCUUCCUAUGUCACUGUUUCGGUCGAUAAUUGGAUGUACUAGUAAUAAGCACACAUACAUGUUGAGACUUACACUUACAGAUUUAUCAGAAAUUCUUCUCUGUCUAUAAAUAUUCAUUUUGCUCUUUGUGUACUCUCAAUGUGUUCUAUUCAUACGUUUUCAUAUACAAUGUACAUUAUUUUACACAAUUUUCAUGGGUGGAUUUCAAUAUAAAAAUAAGAAUAGUUGACACUUGAAACUUUAAGAAUUCGGUUAUCCACUUGUUACAGAAAAUGUUUUAUUACAGCAAUAAAGUAUACAUUGAA